GCAGGACGCGACACUGGAAAAUAUGAAAUGCUCGUGCAUGGACAAAACUAAAGGUGAAAGGUUACCAAAACGUCGACAAACGCACGUAGCCGCGUAGUCUGCUUGGAUAAUCUAAAAUGGCUAAAAUACAGUUGUUGAGAAUGUUUCUCAACCAGCGUUUAACAGCAGCGGCUGAGGAGAUAUUUGGGGCUGUUGAGAAAACGAUAUCAGAGUACCAGGAAGAAGUGUAUCGUUCAAAAGAGGAGAACUGCCGUCUACAGAGGCAGCUUGAUAUCGUUCUCAAACCACAAGAGAUACAAUUACAAAGGACAGACCUCCAGCAGCUCUCUCUCACUGUCUUCGAAGAGGAGGUUCCCACUAAGCAGCAACACUGUGAGCAGGAAUGGAGCCCCAGUCUGGGGCAAGAAGACCCAGAGCCCACUCAAAUUAAGGAUGAACAGGAGCAACAUAGGACCAGUCAGGAGUUUAAUAAUGACUUUAUCAUAAUUAGCUCUAGUGACUGUGUGAAAAAUGACUAUGAUCAGGAAGAGGACUCAUGUCAGCCCUCACAUCUUUACCAAACCCAAAGUGAGGAAUAUAGACAGGGAGCCUCUCUAACAAGCACUUCAACGGAACCGAUCAAAACAGAACCUGAUGGAGAGGGCUACAUGUCAUUAGAACCAACCAGGGAACCUCAGCCCCUCUCUGCAGUAAAUCUAGCCUGUUCUCCAACCCCAAGUAAAUACAGGGAAGUUGUCAAUGAAGAGGAAAAAGAACCUUGGAUUAGGUUUACACCCCUCAAAUCAAAGAAAGCACAGAAAAUAACAAGCCAUAGCUCUGGUAUGUGGAAAAAAGGAAGGAAAUCCACAGAGUCAUCCCAUAUGAACGCACACAGUCAAAGCCUUACUACUCCCUGUUGGUGUGGUGUGUGUGGAAAUAAAUGUAACUCUGUGAGUUUUUUAAUAAAACAUACACGAGAACACACAGAGGAUAUAGGCCUAGAUUGCCUUUGCGGUGUCUGUGGAAAACACUUUGAGUCCAAAGAAAUUCUGAUAGAGCAUCUCCAAACUCACAUGAAAACUCUUUUUUGUCACUUAUGUGGUCAAUGUUUCAACUGGACUAGUAAUUUGAAAAGACACAUGAUGAUUCACACAGGGGAAAGACCCCAUCGGUGCAGUGACUGUGGCAAAGGCUUCAGGUCGAGUGAUUGUCUGACAAAGCAUAGGAGGAUUCACACAGGGGACAAACCGUUUCCUUGUCCGGUUUGCCACCGUGGUUUUAACAGACGAGAUAACCUGAAAGUGCAUAUGAGAGUUCACACAGGGGAGAGACCGUAUAUGUGUUCUGAAUGCUAUAAAUGUUUUGCAACGUUAACGUCGCUGAAUAAGCACCAGACAAUGCACAAUGAGGAACGACCGUAUGUGUGCACCGAUUGCGGUACCCGCUUCAAAGCGCUUGAAUCCCAAAGAAGGCACAUGAAGAGUGUUCACAACAAGAAGGAGAAUACAACAUGACAAUGCCUUGUAUGGGUUACGGUAUCAGAAGAUUGAGGCGCAUUCUAACCGCCAUUGGACAGGAGAACAGCCCUUUAGGACAGACGCAUUGCAUUAUGGAAUCAGUGCAUUAGUUACCAUUACUUGUUAGUAGCCAUUACCCAUUAGUUUACCAAAUGCAAAUAGCAGCAGACAAAAGUUAUUUAUGUGCCCGUGUUUCCAAAGUGUCACAGACUGUAAAUUGUUGAAAGCCACGCUCAUUUUAUUUUCAUAAAUCCACCGUGGGAUGCAUUUAAUUGGCUGGCAGGAUGCAUGGAUCCGGCAUAACCCAAAUCCAGGCCUACACAAACCCAACCCCCGAACUUAUCUGUAUAGAUUAGAUCUGAUGUUGACCUGUUAUGAAAGUGAUCUUCAACAUUUUGAAUAAAGUUUUUAUUCAAUUUUUGUUCUCAAACUCAGCUAGUCAUUCAUUUGUGUGCUAUUCGGCUUUUCUCCAUUCCUCUUGGUGAUUUGAGAGACUUCCAUGGUACAUUUGGCCUUUGACUGUGAUGCUGCAGACUGAACCUACACUAUUAUCUGUGAGGUUCUGAACACAUGACUGAAUUCACCCGAGGACAUUCUUCAAAAAGGACUUGGCAUGAAUUCAAAAUUCAAUGAGAAGCGAUAGGAUUUAAACCAAUCAUGUAUUUUUUUUUAUUGGAUAGCUAUUAACAAGAAUUACACUGACUGACAACUUCAACUUGCUGUUCAAAACAAGAAGAGUCACAUAAUGCUGCAUUCUCGCCUGCAGCUCAUCGUAAAAUACAUAGCAUUGCUGAAAAAUAUGACAUGUGAGAUAUAACAUUUGCAAGACAUUUGAGAUUCUGAUGUGGUGGUGCUGUUCCAGACAUUCCUUCUUUUUUAAAAAAUGGGGAUGCACAUCUUGGAAGAUUAAAACACAUAGGAACACUUCACCAGGCUUUGUGACAUCUGUUCAUCUGUGCAACACGAUUGCAAUAAACACAACCUGGAACGGACCCUGCAGGUCAUUUAUGAAAGUUUGAACAUCUUGGCCAUGUUCUGUUAUAAUCUCCACCCGGCACAGCCAGAAGAGGACUGGCCACCCCUCAGAGCCUGGAGAUAUAGUCGUCCUUGGGGACCAGGUUGAGGGAUAGGGUUCUUCUUGGGGUUCGGCUCAGAGUGAACCAUAGCCUCUCCUGGGGUCCCAAAUCGAGGAACAUUUCUGGUAAGAAGCAUGGCAUUUGGUUGUCGGCCUUGCGUCCCUGAGUGACAGAAACUGAAAACUAAUUGUAAUGUGUAUUCUAUUGCAUUCUUAGUUCUAUAAUUGCAUUCUGUAACUGCCUUAAUGAGUUCCCAAAUGAGUAAUCAACAGUCUUGUUGGGUGACGUUUUACUUGUUGACCACAAUACUGACAUACGGUACGACCACAGUCUUCAAACAAGCAGACUGUCACCAACAUCAUGCAUAAGCUUACCUGUUGUGAAGUGAAGCACAUGGACAACAUCUAUGUUACCUUUAGGGAGGAAAUACCACAGUUAUUGUAAUUUUAAAAAACGAUACAGACAACUAUUCUUUCAGAGUUCAGACGUUGCGUUAAGCAAGCAUUGAAUAAACUGAUUUAAUCAUG
Molecule: messenger RNA, 3099 nt
Organism: Oncorhynchus keta (chum salmon)
Lineage: Eukaryota; Metazoa; Chordata; Actinopteri; Salmoniformes; Salmonidae
Product: zinc finger and SCAN domain-containing protein 31-like
Exons: 2
Coding region: 117-1493 (458 amino acids)
Source: RefSeq, a predicted model, not a curated record